This is a messenger RNA of Morus notabilis, 3797 nucleotides long. RefSeq names its product 26S proteasome non-ATPase regulatory subunit 1 homolog A. Lineage: Eukaryota; Viridiplantae; Streptophyta; Magnoliopsida; Rosales; Moraceae. Gene Ontology annotation, molecular function: enzyme regulator activity. The transcript has 13 exons. Gene Ontology annotation, biological process: proteasome-mediated ubiquitin-dependent protein catabolic process; regulation of protein catabolic process. The record is from RefSeq and is a predicted model, not a curated record. The coding region runs from base 234 to 3236 and encodes 1000 amino acids. Gene Ontology annotation, cellular component: proteasome storage granule; nucleus; proteasome complex.
GGGUAAGUUAGGCUAGGACCAACGAAAACCCAAAGCUUUGGAAAAAGAAUCGCCCGAGUUCGACUCCGUAAUCUCACUCACUCUCUCUCUCUCUCUCUCUCUUUUCUCUCCUCUGGUACUUAGGUUUUCUGAAUCUCCUUCCCCUUCCUCUGCAAAAACCCCAACCUUAGAAAGCCCCCUUCGAAUCGACAAAACCCUAGAGAUUUUCCAUCGAUCCGAGUGAAGCUCCGGUUAUGGCGGCGACCAUGGUUAGCUCGGCCGGUGGCCUCUUGGCCAUGCUCAACGAGACCCAUCCCUCGCUCAAGCUCCACGCUCUCUCCAACCUCAACAACUUGGUCGAUAACUUCUGGCCCGAGAUCUCCACCAGCGUUCCCGUCAUAGAAAGUUUGUACGAGGAUGAAGAAUUUGAUCAGCAUCAACGAGAACUUGCCGCGCUACUUGUGUCAAAGGUUUUCUAUUACUUGGGUGAACUUAAUGACUCCUUAUCAUAUGCCCUUGGAGCUUGUUCCUUGUUUGAUGUCUCAGAGGAUUCUGAUUAUGUUCACACUCUUCUUGCUAAAGCUAUAGAUGAGUAUGCCAGUCUUAGAUCUAAGGCAGCAGAAUCCAGUGAUGAAGCAACAAAGGUGGACCCUAGGUUGGAGACAAUUGUUGAGAGAAUGCUGAAUAAGUGUAUUGUUGAUGGAAAGUAUCAACAAGCUAUGGGAAUUGCAAUUGAAUGUCGAAGAUUGGAUAAACUUGAGGAAGCAAUCACAAAGAGUGAUAAUGUUCAGGGAACUCUAUCGUACUGUAUUAAUGUCUCUCAUUCCUUCGUGAAUCUUCGUGAAUAUAGACGUGAGGUACUUCGUCUUCUGGUUAAAGUAUAUCAAAAGCUGCCUUCUCCAGACUACUUGAGCAUUUGUCAGUGUCUCAUGUUUUUGGAUGAACCUGAGGGCGUUGCAAGCAUUUUGGAAAAGCUCCUUCGUUCUGAGAACAAGGAUGACGCCCUCCUGGCUUUUCAAAUUGCUUUUGAUCUUGUAGAGAAUGAGCAUCAAGCUUUUCUUUUAAAUGUGAGAGAUCGGCUUCCAGCUCCCAAAUCUCAACCUAGAGAGUCAGAGCAGCCAAAGUCCAGUGAGGCUGAUUCUGCUCAGAAUGAAACUUCUGCUUCAGAGGAUGUUCAAAUGACCGAGGAAAGUUCACGUGAAUCAGAUCCAAGUGAAGUGCUAUAUGCUGAGAGGCUGACAAAAAUUAAAGGAAUUCUGUCAGGGGAGACAUCAAUAAAGUUGACUUUACAAUUUUUGUACAGUCACAACAAAUCGGAUCUACUUGUUUUGAAGACCAUAAAGCAGUCUGUUGAAAUGAGAAAUAGCGUAUGCCACAGUGCCACAAUUUAUGCUAAUGCGAUUAUGCAUGCCGGAACUACUGUGGACACAUUUCUUAGAGAGAACCUUGACUGGUUGAGCAGAGCCACAAAUUGGGCUAAAUUUAGUGCAACAGCAGGGCUAGGUGUUAUUCACAGAGGCCACUUGCAGCAGGGAAGGUCACUGAUGGCACCUUAUUUGCCUCAGGGUGGGGCUGGUGGUGGUGGCAGUCCAUACUCAGAGGGUGGUGCUCUGUAUGCUCUGGGUCUCAUUCAUGCCAACCAUGGUGAGGGCAUCAAGCAAUUCCUUCGCGAUAGCCUACGAAGUACCAAUGUUGAGGUUAUUCAACAUGGUGCAUGCUUGGGUCUUGGUUUGGCAGCCUUGGGAACUGCUGAUGAGGACAUCUAUGACGACAUUAAAAGUGUGCUUUAUACUGACAGUGCUGUUGCUGGUGAAGCUGCUGGCAUCAGUAUGGGUUUACUCAUGGUUGGAACCGCAAGUGAGAAGGCUAGUGAGAUGCUUGCUUAUGCACACGAGACACAACACGAGAAGAUCAUUAGGGGACUAGCGUUGGGAAUCGCCCUUACAGUCUAUGGAAGAGAAGAAGAAGCUGACACAUUAAUUGAGCAGAUGACACGGGAUCAAGAUCCUAUACUACGUUAUGGUGGUAUGUAUGCGUUGGCGUUGGCCUAUAGUGGAACAGCAAACAACAAGGCUAUCCGCCAGCUGCUCCACUUUGCUGUAUCAGAUGUGAGUGAUGACGUCAGAAGGACUGCUGUUCUGGCACUUGGUUUUGUCUUGUAUUCUGAGCCUGAGCAGACACCUCGAAUUGUUUCCUUGUUAUCCGAGUCUUACAACCCACAUGUUCGAUAUGGUGCGGCUCUUGCAGUGGGGAUCUCUUGUGCUGGUACCGGGCUAAGUGAAGCUAUAUCCUUGUUAGAGCCGUUGACAUCUGAUGUUGUUGAUUUCGUUCGGCAAGGUGCCCUCAUUGCAAUGGCUAUGGUCAUGGUUCAGAUCAGUGAAGCCAGUGAUUCUCGUGUUGGAACAUUCAGACGACAAUUGGAGAAAAUAAUUCUUGAUAAGCAUGAGGACACGAUGAGCAAGAUGGGAGCCAUCUUGGCCUCUGGAAUUCUCGAUGCUGGUGGGAGGAAUGUCACCAUAAGGUUGCUUUCUAAGACAAAGCAUGAUAAAAUUACUGCAGUUGUGGGUCUUGCUGUUUUCAGCCAGUUUUGGUACUGGUAUCCACUUAUCUAUUUUGUAAGCUUGGCAUUCUCUCCUACGGCUUUUAUUGGACUGAACUAUGACUUGAAGGUUCCUAGGUUUGAGUUCCUAUCACAUGCAAAACCUUCACUUUUUCAAUACCCUAAACCAACUACAGUACCCACGACUACAUCAGCUGUAAAACUUCCUACUGCCGUUUUGUCAACGUCUGUGAAGGCUAAAGCUAGGGCUAAAAAGGAGGCUGAGCAGAAGGCAAAUGCUGAGAAGGCGGCUGGUGCAGAUUCUGCAUCUGCUAGUGCAAGUAGUGGCAAAGGCAAAGCAUCCGCUGACAAAGAUGGAGACUCCAUGCUGGUUGAUAAUGCCCCCUCAGAGAAGAAAUCAGAGCCUGAGCCUUCUUUUGAGAUUCUGAUUAAUCCAGCCAGGGUUGUUCCUGCUCAAGAGAAAUAUAUCAAAUUUCUGGAAGAAAGUAGAUACAUUCCGGUGAAGCUAGCACCUUCAGGAUUUGUUCUUCUUAGAGACUUGCGACCUACUGAACCUGAGGUGCUCUCACUCACAGAUACACCCUCGUCUACAGCAUCUCCCGCCGGCGGAUCAGCAGCAGCACAGCAGGGUUCUGCUUCCACUAUGGCAGUUGAUGAAGAGCCUCAGCCUCCGCAGCCUUUUGAAUUCACCUCGUGAAUCUGAUUGCGGUCUCAUUUUCUUCAUUUCCAAUUGGGUGUGAUUUUCAUGGUCUUAGUGAGGGACAGAUGGUGGGAAUCUUAUUAGGAUUAUGCAAAAUUGCUACAAGCACUCUUCUGCGAGCCCCAGUUGUUACGGCAAAUCCAAAGUUCGAUUUGCAGCCAUAUGAUUUCUUCAUGUUCAGCUACUUUCCUCCCCUCAGUUAUGGUCGAUCUGUAAACUGUUUCUCAAUAUUAAUUUUACAUUUAUGUUUUAGAGUUAGGAGUUGGGAGAAACAUAGUAGCUGUUAUGGCCUUGUUGGGAGGAGUGAAAAACCAAAUGUAUUUUUGCUGUAUAAUCCUUCUCCAUUGGCUGAGGAUAUUGUUUUCUCAAGACCCUGGGGACUGAAGGAGGCCAAGGAUAAUGCUUUUUAAUACUGUUGCAGGUUGCGCUGCUCAUUUAUUUUUCUUUUGUUUUUCAUUUUGCUUCUAUGCACUAGUUUUCUAGGAAGAGAUGCUCUCUCGUUGUUGACCUUUAAGCAUACAUUUACUCUUUAUUCAGUUGAGCAACAUUUUAUUCGAA